Messenger RNA from Vombatus ursinus (common wombat), 2755 nucleotides. RefSeq names its product NAD kinase 2, mitochondrial. NCBI's taxonomy places the organism in Eukaryota, Metazoa, Chordata, Mammalia, Diprotodontia, Vombatidae. Gene Ontology annotation, biological process: NAD+ metabolic process; NADP+ biosynthetic process. Gene Ontology annotation, cellular component: mitochondrion. Gene Ontology annotation, molecular function: NAD+ kinase activity. The transcript has 14 exons. The record is from RefSeq and is a predicted model, not a curated record. The coding region runs from base 1 to 1560 and encodes 519 amino acids.
AUGACUUGCUACCGAGGCUUCCUGCUGUGCAGCUGCCGUUGCGUGGCGGGGAGCCGGGCGGCCGCAACAGCGCGGCGGUGCCCCUUGGGGGGGGUUCCGGCGGAGAGCGCGGGGCCGCGGGUUGGCGGCGUUGGGGGCGGGGGCUGGCGGCACCUGGGGCACGGGCGGCACGGCCAAGCCCGCGAGCUGGAGGGAGGCGGCGGCGGCUGCCCUGCGGGCGGGUUCCGCCCGGCCCGGGUCGUGGUCGUGGCCAAGACCACCCGCUACGAGUUCGAGCAGCAGCGGUACCGCUACGCGGAGCUCUCGGAGGAGGACCUGAAGCAGCUGCUUGCACUAAAAGGAUCCAGCUACAAUGGAUUACUUGAGCGACAUCAUAUUCAUACCAGGAAUGUAGAGCAUAUUCUGGAUAGUUUACGGAAUGAGGGAAUUGAAGUUCGUUUGGUGAAGAGGAGAGAAUAUGACGAAGAGACUGUUCGAUGGGCAGAUGCUGUUAUAGCUGCAGGAGGUGAUGGCACAAUGCUGCUGGCAGCCAGUAAGGUCUUGGACAGGUUUAAACCAGUUAUCGGAGUAAACACUGAUCCAGAACGGUCUGAGGGUCAUUUAUGUCUGCCUGUGCGCUAUACACACUCCUUUCCAGAAGCACUACAGAAGCUUUAUCGUGGUGAGUUCAGGUGGCUAUGGAGACAGCGAAUCAGGUUAUACCUUGAAGGAACUGGAAUAAACCCAAUUCCUGUAGAUCUCCAUGAACAGCAGCUGAGUUUGGAUCAACACAGCAAGGCCCUCAACAGUACAAGAAUCCAUGAUCAGAUGAUACUCAGCAGCCUUGGAGCAGAAACACAGAAAUCGGAUGGUGGGGGUUACCCAGGAAUGAGGAUUCGCAGCUCGGGAGCAGUGGAAGGAUCUGAGGUUUCUGGGCCACAACUUUUGCCAGUGAGAGCACUAAAUGAAGUCUUCAUUGGGGAGAGUCUGUCAUCCAGAAUGUCUCAUUCUUGGGCUGUCGCUGUGGACAGUGUAAGAAGAGGUAUAACCACUCUAAAGGGACUGGUGAACUAUAAAUCCUGCAAACCCAGUUUUACAUUUUCAAUUCAUAGGGCCUCCUACUAUGAAAUCUCAGUUGAUGAUGGUCCCUGGGAAAAACAGAAGAGUUCAGGACUCAAUUUGUGUACUGGGACAGGAUCAAAAGCCUGGUCAUAUAAUAUUAACAGGGUCGCAACACAAGCUGUAGAAGAUGUUUUAAAGAUUGCUAAACAGCAAGCAAACCUGGAUCUUCCAUUGAAUAAGGAAUUAGUUGAGAAAGUAACAAAUGAGUAUAAUGAAUCUUUAUUGUAUAGUCCGGAAGAGCCAAAGAUGCUUUUCAGCAUUCGAGAACCUAUAGCAAAUCGCAUAUUCUCAAGUAGUCGUCAGCGUUGUUUCUCUUCAAAGGUUUGUGUUCGUUCUCGUUGUUGGGAUGCCUGUAUGGUUAUAGAUGGAGGAACUUCUUUUGAGUUUAAUGAUGGAGCAAUAGCUUCAAUAAUGAUCAAUAGAGAUGAUGCACUUCGAACUGUGCUACUAGAGCAAUGAAGGACUUACUCACUGGACAAUAAAUUCUGAUCACCCCAAGAAAAAUAUUUUAAUUGCAGAGACAGACUGCAUGUCAUAGCACUGCAUUUUAAAAAAUUGUUGAUGACUGUUCCUUAAAAUUUGGAUACACAGCCAACUCUGAAAUUUGGGAGAUCUUGAGAGAACCUCUGUGGUUGAGAAAGCUUGAGAAAAAGUAUUGCCUAAGAAAAUGGAUGGACUAAAAUCACAUGGAGAUCUUAGAAUUGGUGCCAGCUGUAUAACCUACAGAUGUUUUUAAGUGAUAGUACCUUUAAAUUUAAAGAGGUAGGUUCAAAGAAAAGAUUAAAUGUAUAUUAAAUUAACUAUAAUAGGGUCCCUUCACCUCUAUCCUUAUCCCCACUCCCUCCAAUAGUAUUCGAGGAUUGUUCAAACCAAACAUACUUACCACUCAUGAACAUUUUUUUUUUACAGAGAAACAACUUGAAUGUUAAGAUUUAUUGUUCUGAUGAUGAUUAUAGAUAAUUUUUAUAAAUCCUGACACUGACCUGUUUGAAAUAGGUUUUUUAUAUGUACUUUUAAGAAUUUUAUAAUUUCAGAACAUGGUGAUGAUAAUGCCUUAUUUUUUUUAUCUUCAGUGAUUUAAGGCCAAUGUGAAAUUUAAGCCUUUUUCCUUUUCUGUCCCACAUUUCCUCUCAUCUUUUAAAAACUUUACAAGAACCCUUUCACUUACAUCUUGAUUCAGGUCAUGCUGUUCACUUGUGGUUGAAAUGCAUUUAUCUGGAGAAAAUCAUGCUGCUAUUAUAAACUUUCUAACUGCUCAAAAAUUGUCUUGAUACUGAAUCAAAGACUUUUAAAUAUGUGAUCAUUGGAGUAGGUAAUCUCUAAGGUUCCUUUCAGUUCUACAAUUCCAUGAUGAUGUGAUAAUAAAAUGAAGUUAUAUCUGCAUAAUCUGAAUUUACUUUAACCUUAAGAAAAACCAUUUACUGUUUGAAUCUACUGGUUGAGUACAGUAUCUGAAAGAAAGUCAACAUAAAAAUUAAUGAAAUAUUUGUGUUCAUUCUAUUUUGAAUGCCUUGGUUAUAGUUUUAUUAUUUUCUAGAGUUUUCAUCUGAUUUACUGCAAGCUUCCCUAGCUGCAUUGAUGUGUAUGUUAUGACUGCUUUUUUUCUUACAUUAUGAAUUAGAUGAAAAUUUGUGAAUAAAAAUACAAGAAAAUC